This is a messenger RNA of Lasiodiplodia theobromae, 2463 nucleotides long. RefSeq names its product Vesicle-fusing ATPAse. Gene Ontology annotation, molecular function: ATP binding; ATP hydrolysis activity. The record is from RefSeq and is a predicted model, not a curated record. Bases 1 to 2463 code for a protein of 820 amino acids. NCBI's taxonomy places the organism in Eukaryota, Fungi, Ascomycota, Dothideomycetes, Botryosphaeriales, Botryosphaeriaceae. Gene Ontology annotation, cellular component: Golgi stack. The transcript has 3 exons. Gene Ontology annotation, biological process: intra-Golgi vesicle-mediated transport; SNARE complex disassembly; Golgi to plasma membrane protein transport.
AUGUUUAACCGCGGCAACCUCCCGUUCGGGAGCAGGCCUGACGCUGGAGCACCUCGGAGAGAUGGAUACGGACCGCCCCCCGGCCAGCAGCAUCCGCCGCCCGGCUAUGACCCCCGGCAAGGACCGCCCGGAGGUGGCUAUCCUCCCGCGCAACAGGUGCCCGCGAGGAGACCGGCUCCCGGGCCGGCCCCUGGCGGCGGCGGUCGCGGCGGUCGCCAGAUCCAGCUGAAGCCCGUGAAGAGCCCCGGCGGAAACGCGUAUGCUUUCGGUAACGUUGUCGCCGUCUCGCGUGCCGACUUCCCGCCCUCCCCCGACGGUCACGAUAUUUACAUUCUGGUUAAUGGAAACUACGUGCUUUCCGCGAGGCCCACCGAGACCUGCAUGCCCGGCGAGAUUGGCCUGACGGACAGGCAGCGUACGUGGGCAGGCGUCAGUCUCGGUCCUCACGACAUCGUCAUGGUUCAGAAUUACGACCACUUUGGCGAGGGCGGCGGCGCCUACCUGGCAUCCGUGGACGUGGAGGUCGGCUUUGCCGGACGUAAGACCACGGAGGUGCCCUACGACCAGGACGAGCUCGGCCAAUUUUUCACGAGGAAUUUUGAGAACCAAAUCCUGGCGCCUGGCCAGCAGCUCCUCAUGGACCACAAGAACAUCCCUCUCACCCUAGUCAUUCGCGCGGUCCGCCUCGCGGAUCUGACGAUGGAGAAGGCCAACACAGAUACGCCGCCCAUCUCGGACCCCCGCGCCCGUGGCAUCCUGACCCGCCAGACCCAGGUCGAUUUUUUCAAGAGCGCGCAGUCCGAGCUCAAGCUCAAGGGCUCGUCUCGCAGGCCGGCGGCCAACUCGAUCGUGCAACCCGGCUUCAAGUUCGAGGACAUGGGCAUUGGCGGUCUGGACGAAGAGUUCAGCGCCAUUUUCCGAAGAGCUUUCGCUUCCCGUAUCUUCCCGCCCGGCCUCGUUGACAAGCUCGGCAUCCAGCACAUUCGCGGCAUACUGUUACACGGCCCGCCCGGUACCGGAAAGACGCUGAUCGCGCGCCAGAUCGGCAAGAUGCUUAAUGCGAGGGAGCCCAAGGUCAUCAACGGCCCCGAGGUGCUGAACAAGUUCGUCGGUCAGUCGGAAGAGAACAUCCGUAAGCUGUUCGCCGACGCGGAGAAGGAGCAGAAGGAGAAGGGCGACGAGAGCGAGCUCCACAUCAUCAUCUUCGACGAGUUGGAUGCCGUCUGCAAGCAGAGAGGCAGCGGGGCCGGCGGUGGUACCGGCGUCGGCGACAGCGUCGUCAACCAGCUGCUGUCGAAGCUCGACGGUGUCGAGCAGCUGAACAACAUCCUCCUCAUCGGCAUGACCAACCGCAUGGACAUGAUCGACGAGGCCCUUCUGCGUCCCGGGCGUCUCGAGCUGCACAUGGAGAUUUCCCUGCCCGAUGAGCACGGCCGUCAGCAGAUUCUAAACAUCCACACGUCCAAGAUGCGCAACAACGGGGUCUUGGAAGACGACGUCGACGUUGCCGAGCUGGCAAAGUUGACCAAGAACUACUCAGGUGCCGAGAUUACCGGAUUGGUCAAGGCGGCGUCGUCGUUCGCCUUCAGCAGGCACAUCAAGGUGGGAACAAUGGCGACCGUCCAGGACGACGUUGUCAACAUGAAGGUCAAGCGCGUGGACUUUCUGAAUGCACUCGAGGAGGUGCGUCCCCUGUUCGGCGUUGCCGAAGAGGAGCUCGAGAAGUGCAUUAGGGGCGGCAUAAUCCACUUCUCGCCGACGAUCAACUCCAUUUUGGACGAGGGCAAUCUCUACAUUAAUCAGGUCCGGAAGGGCGGGUCGCCGCUCCUGUCUGUCGUGCUGCAUGGCCCGCCCGGAAGCGGCAAGACGGCGCUGGCGGCGGAACUGGCCAUGAAGUCCGAAUUCCCCUUCAUCAAACUGAUCAGUCCCGAGGACAUGGUCGGGUACGGCGAGAUGCAGAAGGUGCAGCUGCUGGACAAGACGUUCCGAGAUGCUUACAAGAGCCCGAUGAGCGUGGUGGUCAUCGACAACAUCGAGCUGCUCGUUGAUUGGGUGCCGAUCGGACCGCGGUUCAGCAACACGGUUCUCGUGGCCCUGAAGGUGUUGCUCGGAAAGCAGCCACCAAAGGGCCGGCGGCUGCUCAUUCUCGCCACGACGACCGAGCGGUCGGUGCUGCAGCAGCUCGACCUGUUCAGCCGGUUCGACGCAGAGAUCCCGGUGCCGAACGUCAACAGCCAGCGCGAGCUGGGGUUCAUCUUGGAGGAGUCGCGUGCGUUCCCGAGCAGCGACCAGGUAGCGAGCGCGAUCAGCGAGAUCCAGUCCACGACUGGCAGCUCAGAGGUCGGGGUCGGAAUCAAGAAGAUUCUGACGGGCAUCGAGACGGCCAAGCAGGACCCGCAGGACAUGGCCGGACGGUUCGCAGCGGUCAUGUCGCAGGCCAUUGCCGCACGCUCGUUUGCAUGA